AUGGCAGAAGAAUCAACUCCCAAGAGUCCUCAGAAGGCACAAGGUGGGGCCAAGGCUGGACGAUCCAAGUCUCCCGGUCCUCGUAGAAACCAGCAGGGCAAAGGCAAGGGCAAAUCGAAGUCUCCUGGUCCACGCAGAAACCAAGGGAAAUCGAAAUCCCCGGUUCGUCAGAACAAGGGAAAAUCAAAGUCUCCAACUCGUCCCAAGAAACAGCAACAACAACAGCAACAACCCAAGGAGACACCUGUAGAGGCCCCUCCCCGUGCCAAUGAGUUUGUCGUAGAUGGCCUUGCCUUGCCUAUGAGCAGUUACACGUCAUACCGAUCAGUAUCUACCCUAGAUACCAUGCUUCAGGCUACCGCUGUUCCAGCAAAGCCCAGUCAAUCCGCAAAGCAGAAGCUACCAAAGCAAACACAACAACCAAAGCAGCUGGAGGCUAGUAGUACCUCCAACCGGGCCGAGGAGUUAGUUGUGGACGAUUUGGCCAUGCCAAUGAAGAGCUACACUGUCUACAAGUCAGCUGCACUCGAAGAAUUGCCUGAGGUCCUGCAGUGUGAUCCAUUCUUUGGCAGUAUUGCUGUGAAAAGUCAUUUCAUGGUAUCAUCUCCAUCUACCAAUUCUACUAACAGGGGUAGACAGGCGGAACGAAGUAAUGGAAGCGACACUGCCGCUACAAACAGCAAGCAGUCCAAUGCCAAGAAUAACAACAGCAACAAAAAAUCCAAGUCUCCCGUGCCCAAAGGUAAUAAAAAGGGAAGAUCCAAGUCUCCCAAGAAAAACCAGCAAAAACAACAACAACAGAAGCAGGCGGCUAGUACUCCCAACAAGAAACAGGCUGCAAGAUCCAAGUCACCCAAACGAAACAAGGGAAAGCAGCAGGCAAACGGAAAGAAAGAAACCAACGAAAAUCUGCCGACAAAGACCAGUGGCAUGGCGAAAUUCCUUCCCCAUGUACAAGUGGAUCCUUGUUUUGUGGGAAUGGCAGCAGCAAUGUGUGACCCAUUGACAUCGACACUGGGCAUGGGUAUCAACUUGGACGGCAGACUUGGUGUCUUGUCGCUGGUAAAACCUCUGCAACCAAAGACACAAUCAAAGCCUACGCCGCCGUCAGUAGAAUAUGAUCCAAUCAUCCCUCCGACCUAUAUGGAAGUCGAGCCGUUGGUGAGUCAAAUGGUCCCGAGCGAACUUGCAGAUGCUAUCAACCUAGAAAUGUCCAAAACACUCGAAGAACGGGCAUUCCCUGAUGAAAGUUUCAUGUCGCCGGCCAAACCAACAAAGCAAAACAACAAUGGCAAGAGUGCUCGCACUCCUGCCGUCAAUAACGACUUGACGCCACCUACUAACUUGGCUGGAAAGGUUGCCUUCUUUGAACGGCUCAUGAGGCAAUCGCACGAACAACCAACGGUGGAUCCGACUGUCAAGGUCAAGGCCGCCGUCUCUGAAAAGGUCAGGUCGGUCCACGAUCAGGUUCGAACCAGUCUUGUCACCACCAAGAAAAUUAAUCCCAAUGCUGGUUGGGAAUUGCCUCAAGAUGUGACUCCUUUGGCGCAGAAGCGAGAGCGAGUGGAGACUUUCUUUGAAAAGGAAGCAGACAGCACCGUUGCUCCCGUCAAGCCAUCAUCGCAGCGCAACUCCAACUGGGCCAAAGUGGAAACUGCUCCGCCUUCCAAGUUUGAGCCCCACCCUGAGGGCGACGAAAAAGACGAGCAAGCACACAAAGAAGAGCACACAGACCCAUCGCCAAAGGUUGACGAUCUUGUGGUUGCCAUGGAGAAAAAGGUCAGCGAGGAGAAGGUCAAGGACGGGGAAAAGGAGAACAUCAAGAAGGAUGAAAAGAAGCAGCAACAACAGAAAAACAAAAAGGGCAAGUCCAAGUCGCCUCGCAGGAAAAAGUCAAAGUCCCCUGCACGACAAAAGCAACAGAAAGUGCCAGCUCCAGAGCCAGUGGUUGCCCCAGAACUGGAAGAGAAAGAAGAGGCCGCUGCAGAGCCCAAACCAGCCAAGGCACAGGAAACAGUUCCAGAGCCAGCAACAACAAAAAGCGAGACCUUGCCGGCAAAGGACGAAAGUCAGGCCGAAAACGAUGGCACUGGGAAGCAAGGAAAUAAUCAGAAAGCCAGAAAAGGCAGGUCCAGGUCGCCCCGCGAAAAGCAGUCCAAGUCGAAAUCACCGGUGCGCCAAGAGGAAAAGAAAGCACCAAUUUCAGCGCCUGUUGCGGCGGAAGAAGCGAAACAAGACAACAAUGGAGCCCCAGAACCUGUUGAGACAAAGGUGGUGCCUGUUUCUGCGCCGGCUCCAGAGCCUGAAGCUCCGAAGCUUGUGGAAGAGAGCAAGGCGACAACGAAUGGAAACGACGAGGCUGAGGCUGUGGAGAAAACCCCAGAAGAAGUCAAGAAAGAGAAACCGAGCAACGAGGAAGCAAAAUCAUCCACUGCAAAGGAAGAAGAGCCCCCAUCAGCAGAGGUCAGCUCGGACAAAGCCGAAACGUCGACUGAACCCGAGACAGCCGAAGGCGAAAAGAAGGUGGAUGCUAAGGCCACCGAGGCGCCGACAGUGGAAUCAAAGGCUGUCUCGACGAAUGAAGUUCCUGCUGAAAGUGCUUCUAAGGAUGCGGCAUCGGACGUGCCGGAAGAUUUAAAAGGCCCAAAGCCGUCCCCCCAACGCUCACCAAUGCCCAUCAAGGCGUCUACACCUUACCCCUCUUACGCACUGGCGCUUGCGAAAGGGAAAAAGCAGGCACAACGGAAGCUCCUGUUUUCUCCUGCAAAGUCAGGUGGCAAUGGCGAGGUCGGAACUCCUGAAGCACCCAGGGUCACUAGCGACGUGGAUGAGCUUAUUGCGAGGGUACUAGGCAAACCGACAACUGUGAAGGGUAAGGAAAGGUCGGAAAAGCCCAAGAAUGCGGUGCCUUCUUCCGCCAGCGCUGGCAGCGGAACUCGUUCCAACGAAACGGGAAGGGCCAAAGUGGAAGAAAUGGCCCAGCGUCUUGCCGAUGCCAGCCCUCAAAAGAAGGUUGAUGACCUAUCGUCGAUAUCUGCAGAGACCGAUUCCGAGUUCAAGAAAGUCGUCACCGAUGACGAGAUCCGAGAAAAAGCUUGGGAGUUGUUUGAACAGAGUGUUCAAGGUCAAGCCGCUGCGGUCUCGGACGCCCCAACCGUCCCUGCGACUACAGCUUUGAAGAAGGCCAACUUCAACCCAUAUGAUGUGUUGGAUGAUGAGCCUGUUACUCCAGGAAAUGAGGCGAAGAAAACCCCCAAAAAAUCAAAGAAAGGGAAAAACAAAUCGUCCAAGCCGGAGGAAGUAUCCGUUACACCGAAACAGACGAAGAAGGGGGGGAAGGGCAAAACCCAAAAGGCUUCAGCAUCACCAAAGAAAAAGGGCGUUCGAUUCGAGACACCUUCAGCAGCAGACAAGGGUAUACUGGACGCCAAGGUGGUAGAAUUGCAGCAUUCCCCACCCACCUUAGUGAUCCCUUUGCACAUGUUGAACACCUUGGUCCACACAAAACCAUUCUCGUAUAUUUUUGACGGCAUAUUCUGGAUUCUUGCUCUGCUGCUGGGCUGUCCCGUGGGUGCCAUUGUGGUGCUCCUAACUGCAAUCUACAGACUGUUCGGGUUCUUUCUCCGACUCUUUGGCAUUGGGGUGAUCAAACCCAAGAAAAAUCCAGAACAACAACUGGGGGUGGUAGUUACGGGUUGCGACAGUGGUUUCGGGCAUGACCUGGCUUUCUCCCUGAUGAAGGAGGGAUUCGUAGUGUUUUGCUGUUGCCUUCGCAAGGACUCUCUGAAAAUUUUCGAAGGAGAGGAAUUGGCCACACCACUCCUGAUGGAUGUCACAAAGGAUAAUGAUGUUGACAAAGCCGCCAAGCUAGUCGAGGAUUGGCUGUCUGGUGCUGACGGAAGAUAUUUGCAUGCGCUUGUGAACAAUGCCGGAGUAGGCGCUGGAGGAUUGGUGGAUUGGAUUCCAGUGAGCGGAUUCCAGAAACACAUGGAUGUAAAUUACUUUGGCACGAUCAGGUGCUGCAAAAAGUUUCUCCCUCUGUUCAGGUUCCAAGCCGCCUCGGGAUUUUACUCGGAUGCUCGAAUUGUCAACAUGACUUCCGUCGCUGGACUUGUUUCUGGUGGUAUGUUUUCUGUGAGUUAUGAAGCAUCGAAGCAUGCCGCCGAGGCAUUCACGACAAACUUGCGGUUGGAAACCAGAGCGUUGGGACUGCAGGUGUCGGUCGUGAACCCAACAUUCCACAGGACUGCCUUGACGAGAUCAAUGGGUGAUAACUUGAGAAAGGUCUGGAAGAGUUUGCCUGCCGAGAAACGCAAGGAGUACGGAGAAGAUUAUCUGAGCGAUGCUUGUGAAGUCAGCGACUUUGCUUCCGACGUGAUUUGCUGGAACAGCUGUCACGUGGUUACGGCGAUGCAACAGGCCGUGUCAUUCAAAAAGGCACCGGUCCGAUUAUUGGUUGGCAUGGAUGCGAAAUACGUCUUCUCUGUGAUCCACUUGCUCCCCACUUGGUUCACCAGUAUUUUCAACAGUAGGAAGUUUAAUAUCGACCCUCCCGCCAUGAUGCAAAAGAGCAAUUAA
Messenger RNA from Seminavis robusta, 4578 nucleotides. The record is from the annotation of a GenBank genome assembly. NCBI's taxonomy places the organism in Eukaryota, Bacillariophyta, Bacillariophyceae, Naviculales, Naviculaceae.